Molecule: messenger RNA, 2584 nt
Organism: Aplysia californica (California sea hare)
Lineage: Eukaryota; Metazoa; Mollusca; Gastropoda; Aplysiida; Aplysiidae
Product: ankyrin repeat domain-containing protein 26
Exons: 21
Coding region: 38-2398 (786 amino acids)
Source: RefSeq, a predicted model, not a curated record
CAAAGAUUUUGACGAGUCACCUGAGCUGUCUGGGGACAUGGACAAGUUGAGGGCAGAACUCUAUGCAUUGAAAAUGGAGAUGGACCGCCAGAGGUCAAGGUUCAAGGAUGAGGUGACCCUGAUGGGAGCAGAGAAUGAAGAGCUGCUGUCGAAAAAUGAAGAGCUCAAGAACGACAUUAGACUGAAUGAAGAAGCCCUGGCUCACGCCACGAUGCAGUAUAACAUCCAGGUGGCGUCGCUGCGUACAGAGAUCAGCACAGCGUCGGCCUCUACUGACAGAGAACGUGCCACCCGGGAGAAGCUGGAGGCAGAGAUUGAGUCUCUCAAGACCAGACUCUUUGCAUCCAACCAGGAAAUGGAUAAAAUUAACAGAGUUCGCAAUGAGCUGGAAAGAGACCAUCGUCGUGAGAAGGAAACGUGGGUUCGAGAAAUGGAGAGAAAGGAGGAGGAAGUGAACAUGUUGAAAGACAAUGCUCAGCAUCUUAAUCAAAGACUUCAUGCUACAGAUUCCAAGUUCAAUUCUAUGGAAAAUGAGUUGCAUGUGUCCAACACAUCCCUCAUGGAAAGAACGAGCCAGCUGCAGCAGAUAAGGCAAGACCUGGAGCGACAGAAGACCGCACACGAACAGCUGGACCAGAACAACAAGCUGGAGAAGGAUCACAAUGCCAAGCUCCAGGCAAAAGUUGAAAGUAUUCAAGAAAAACUGAGCCACCAGCAGCACGAGAACCUGUCCUUGAAGCAGCAGAUGGACAGCCUCAAGUUGUCUGGCGGGGGACUGCCUGGCUCUGAGGCCAAUGAGAAACUGAAUGCUAUUCUCACCAACCUGAGGGCCGACAGUGAAAGGGCGCGGGCUAGCCUAGAGGAGAGGAACACCUCUCUGGUGGAGCAGGUGGCGAGGCUGAAGGAGGAGGUGCGGAGCGGGGAGACGCGCAGAGCCACGCUAGAGCAGGAGCUGAGACGUCUCCACGAGGAACACAGCGACAUGGUGAAGAAGUUGUCGCAUGCCGAGGCCUCCUUACAGAUGACCAUGAGGUCCAAAGACCAGCUGGAGCAGGAGCGAGCCCAGCUGCGUGUGGAGAUGGAGAAACUACAGCAGCGUUACCAGUCCACGCACGACAAGUCAGUGGAGGCGCAGGCCCGGGUCUCGGAGCUGGUGGACCGGCUGGAGAAGGCGGAGCACUCGUCUCUGUUCAGCACGCAGCAGCUGGCCAAUACCUCGGCUAACAUGCAGGCUGUCACAAAGUCAAAGUCUGAGUUGGACGAGUCUAUGCAGCAACUUCAGAUAGACAACGCACGGUUGGAGGCAGAGCUGAAGUAUGAGAAGCAAAGAGCGGACAUGUUGUCCCAGGACUUGCAGGACUCACAGAAGGUGCGCAGCAGUCUUGAAGCCCUGUGUGCCAAUCUCAAGUCAAGCUCAGCGCACUUGGAAGAAAAGCUUGGGGAAGAGACGGCAUCUCGAGCCAUUUUUCAAGCUGAGGCGCGAGAACACAAGUCUUUGUGGGACCACGAGAUCAAGUCCCGCUCCAAGAUCGGGCUCAGGAUUGCAGAUUUGGAAAGAAAUAAGCAAUUCUCAGAGUCCAGAUUGGGAGAGGAAAAGAGUCGUGUCAACCUGGUGAAUGAAGAGAAGCGGUCACUGGAGGCGAGGCUAGGGGAGGAGAUGGAAAAAAAUCAGCAAUUACAGAAAGAUGUAAACACCUUGAAGCUUCAUCUCAAGUCAGCAAAGAACAAGAUGAAGGCGCAGAUGGGGGAGGCAGGGGGUGGUGACCUUCGCUCGGAGCUGGAGGCACGCUACCGGUUGGAGCUCAACCGCAAACUGGAUGACGUCAACCGCUUUUUGGACACGCAGUCGCUCCUGCGUGACCGGUUAGACACGUCACGGACGGAGGCGGAGACCAACUUGUUGUUUGACAAGCGGAAGUUGGAGGAAGAGAACAACAACUUGCGAGUGAAGUACGAGCAGGCAGUGGCCCAGAGGGAGACUAAAGAGAUGGAGGCCCGUCGGUUCCGGGAACUGUACGAGUCCGAAAUGAAAUGGCGGAUGAGAAUCAGCGAUCAGCUCACUCUAGCCACAGACAAAGGCUUUAACCUCAAGUCCAAGCUCAACUCUGAAAGGAUGCACAGAAACCGGCUGACUGGCAGCAUAGGGAACCUCAACAGCUCCAUCGUCAGCAACAACAGCUUCGAGGCCGUCCGAGUCAACGGUAUCCAUGACGAUGAGCUAAGCAGCAAGAUCAAAGCAGAGCUAGACCGAAGCAUUGCCAAACACUUAGAAGCAGCCCCUCACAAUCACAACAAGCCCGUUCUGAGGCCAGGCAAAGAAGCCGCCCGGUUCACGUCCUCCUUCACUCAGGCCAGCCAUGACUACAUCGACCUGCUCAAGAGAAAGUACUGUGUAUAGCCUGGCUUCGCCUCUACCAACAAACGCUCUCUUCCCUGACAGCUUUUAGUAUUUGUGAGGUGUUCGACAAAAAGAGUUACUUCCCGCAGUCCGCGAAUGGUGAUACCGGCAGAAAACUGAUACAAGGGUCAAAUUUGUAGAUUUUCAACUCAUGAUAUUUUCUUCAAGUUUAACAGGAUGUCUUUU